UUGGGUUUACGAUUCUUCCAAAUUUCUUCUUCUUCUUCUUCUUCCCGGUUCUGCGAAUUUUCUGUUCAUCUAAAUUCUCGGAAUCUGGGUCUGGGGACUAUUUAUUUUUUUUUUUUUAACUUUUUUUACGGCGUGUCUCUCUUUCGUCGGGAAACUCUAAGGAUUUAUCUAAAUUUUUGUUAAUCAUCAUCUGUCUCUUGCAACAUUUUUUUUUGUUUUAUUAAUUUUUAUCAAAUCUUCGUCGGAAUUAUUAUAAUUGUUUGGUUGUGUAUUCUCUGUCGUAAGGAAGCACUCUGUCAAAAUGGGAACUCCGGAAUUUCCAGAUCUGGGUAAACACUGCACCGUCGAUUACUGCAAGCAGAUCGAUUUCUUGCCUUUCACUUGUGAUCGAUGCCUUCAGGUGUUUUGUCUGGAUCAUCGUAGCUAUAUGAAACACGAUUGUCCAAAAGGAAACAGAGGAGAUGUCACUGUGGUCGUUUGCCCAUUAUGUGCUAAAGGAGUGAGGUUAAACCCUGACGAAGAUCCAAACAUCACCUGGGAGAAACAUGUUAAUUCAGACUGCGAUCCAUCUAACUACGAAAAAGCUGUGAAGAAGAAGAAAUGCCCUGUUCCAAGAUGCAGAGAACUCUUGACGUUCUCUAAUACUAUAAAAUGUCGAGAUUGCAGCAUCGAUCAUUGUUUGAAACAUCGCUUUGGACCUGAUCAUUGUUGUUCUGGACCCAAGAAGCCUGAAUCCAGUUUCUCAUUCAUGGGUUUUUUGAGUACAAACACAAAAGAACCUCCUGCAUCGUCAUCUUCGAGUUGGGCUAGUCUUUUUAGCAGACUUGGUAACGAUAUUAGCCAGAAGUUACAGUUUUCGAGUGGCAGCGAUGGUAGUUCAGAGAAAACGCAGGAGAGGAACGGAAAGCAGAAUUGUGGCAAAGUUACGGUUGAUGUUUGUCCAAAAUGUAGCAGAGGGUUUCGUGAUCCCAAGGAUCUACUGAAGCAUAUCGAUAAGGAUCAUCGUGGCACUUCUAAAGCUUAGAAAAGGAUGUGAACUGGUUUCAUAUUUGUGAUUGUAUCAUUCUUUGUAACAGCUAUGUAAAAAAAUUCAUAUUCUUUGACCUCGGUUUGGUUUUCCUGGUCUAGAAGAUAUUGCAACCUGUAAUGAAAUUGGAUGCAAAUUGUUUUUUGUGGAUUUUUUUCUUAACGUCGGAAUUAAUUUGGUUA
Capsella rubella is the source of this 1209-nucleotide messenger RNA. Its product is annotated as zinc finger AN1 and C2H2 domain-containing stress-associated protein 13. The record is from RefSeq and is a predicted model, not a curated record. Gene Ontology annotation, cellular component: cytoplasm. Lineage: Eukaryota; Viridiplantae; Streptophyta; Magnoliopsida; Brassicales; Brassicaceae. Bases 302 to 1024 code for a protein of 240 amino acids. Gene Ontology annotation, molecular function: zinc ion binding. The transcript is spliced from 2 exons.